AUGCCUAAAAGCAGUAAAGUGACACAGCGUGAGCACAGCAAUGAGCAUGUCACCGAGUCUGUGGCUGACCUGCUGGCCCUGGAGGCCCCUAUGGACUAUAAGAGUAGCCAGAUGAGCAUGAGCAUGGCUGGAGGAGGUGCAGCACCAAAGCCUGACAUCUCUCCAGACCUGGAGGAUGGCCGACCAGCCUGGAACAGCAAGUUGCAGUACAUCCUGGCCCAGGUGGGCUUCUCAGUGGGACUGGGGAACGUCUGGCGCUUUCCUUACUUGUGCCAGAAGAAUGGAGGAGGUGCCUACCUUGUCCCCUAUUUCAUCCUCCUCAUCCUCAUUGGCAUCCCACUUUUCUUCCUGGAAUUGGCAGUGGGUCAGAGGAUCCGCAGAGGAAGCAUUGGUGUCUGGAACUAUGUUUACCCUCGACUGGGUGGCAUUGGCGUGUCCAGCCUAAUGGUGUGUGGCUUUGUGGGUCUGUACUACAAUGUGAUCAUUGGCUGGAGCAUAUUCUACUUUUUCCAGUCAUUCCAGUUCCCUCUGCCGUGGGCUGACUGUCCCAUCCGGAGAAAUGGAAGCCAAGCCUUUAUAGAGCCAGAGUGCGAGAAAAGCUCUGCCACAACAUAUUUUUGGUAUCGUGAAACACUAAACAUAACCAGCACUAUUGCGGAGAGUGGAGGGCUGAACUGGAGGAUGACUCUGUCUCUGCUGGCUGCGUGGAUCAUUGUCUGCCUGGCCGUCAUUAAGGGUAUCCAGUCCUCUGGAAAGGUGAUGUACUUCAGCUCUCUGUUCCCGUAUGUGGUGCUCUUCUGCUUCCUGGUACGUGGAUUGUUUCUUAAGGGGGCUGUAGACGGCAUUGCUCACAUGUUCACGCCAAAGCUGGAGAUCAUGCUGGAGCCACAAGUAUGGCGUGAGGCUGCAACGCAGGUCUUCUUUGCUUUGGGUCUGGGUUUCGGUGGAGUCAUUGCUUUCUCCAGUUACAACAAGAGGGACAACAACUGCCAUUUUGAUGCUGUCUUAGUGUCUGUGAUCAAUUUUCUUACCUCCAUCCUGGCCACGCUGGUGGUGUUUGCUGUGCUUGGUUUCAAGGCUAACAUCAUGAACGAAAAAUGUGUGGUGGAGAAUGCUGAGAAGAUUCUGGGCUACCUGAACUCCAAUGUGCUGAGUCAUGAUCUGAUCCCGCCUCAUGUUAAUUUCUCCCACCUCACCUCAUCAGACUAUGCUGAGAUGUAUGAAGUGAUUAAAAUUGUGAAGGAGGACAGCUUUGCUCAGCUGGGACUGGAGCAGUGUCUACUGGAGGAUGAACUCAAUAAAGCUGUCCAAGGCACUGGUUUGGCCUUCAUUGCCUUUACAGAGGCCAUGACACACUUCCCAGCAUCUCCAUUUUGGUCAGUGAUGUUCUUUUUCAUGCUGAUCAACUUGGGACUGGGAAGCAUGAUUGGCACCAUGACUGGAAUCACUACUCCCAUCCUUGACACCUUCAAAAUACGCAAGGAGAUCUUGACUGUGGUUUGCUGUAUCGUUGCAUUUUUCUGCGGCCUGUUAUUCGUCCAACGAUCAGGAAAUUAUUUCGUCACCAUGUUUGAUGACUACUCUGCUGGCCUUCCCCUCACAAUCGUAGUCAUCUUGGAAAAUAUAUCUGUGGCCUGGAUUUAUGGCACCAAAAGGUUCAUGCAGGAUCUAGAAGAUAUGCUGGGUUUCAAACCAUACAGGUUGUACUUUUAUCUGUGGAAGUAUGUGUCUCCAGCCUGCCUCCUUGUUCUUAUUACUGCUAGUAUCAUUGAGAUGGCCAUCAGUCCACCGGGAUACAAUGCAUGGGUUCAGGACCAGGCGCUAGAACGCUUCCAGAGCUACCCUCCAUGGGCUCUGGCCAUGUGUUUCGCUCUCAUUAUCGUAGCCAUGCUCCCUCUGCCACUGGUCUUCAUUGCACGUCACUUUAACUGGCUCCCUGAUGGCUCCAACAAACUGUCCGUCUCCUACCGCAAGAGCCUGACAAAGGACACCUCCAACCUGGAGGAUGAGACACGUUUCAUCCUGGGCAAAAACCCCAGUGAGACACCCUCUCCCAUGCCCAGCCACCGAGCAUACCUUGGCCCAGGCAAUACAUCGCCUGUCGAGCUCAUCACCAACUCCACGUCCAUCAGCGGCUAUGGCAGUAGCUACCAGACCAACCCUGUGCCACCAAAAUCUGAGUCCUGA
Messenger RNA from Neoarius graeffei (lesser salmon catfish), 2187 nucleotides. RefSeq names its product solute carrier family 6 member 17 (gene slc6a17). Gene Ontology annotation, cellular component: plasma membrane; synaptic vesicle. Gene Ontology annotation, biological process: sodium ion transmembrane transport; proline transport; glycine transport. The record is from RefSeq and is a predicted model, not a curated record. The transcript is spliced from 11 exons. The coding region runs from base 1 to 2187 and encodes 728 amino acids. Lineage: Eukaryota; Metazoa; Chordata; Actinopteri; Siluriformes; Ariidae.